Messenger RNA from Cladocopium goreaui, 3852 nucleotides. NCBI's taxonomy places the organism in Eukaryota, Dinophyceae, Suessiales, Symbiodiniaceae. The record is from the annotation of a GenBank genome assembly.
AUGGCAACGGUAGAACAGUUGCAAGCACAGCUCGCGCAAAUGCAAGCGCAGCAAAACCAAUUGGUGGAAGGUUUGCAACGUGCGAACCAAAGUUUUGAAAGUCAAGCAAGACGGUUGAACGAAACUGAAACGAGACUGCAAGAACAGACGGACAAAUUGACCCGGACUGAAACGGAGCUAGCGCAAAGGACACAGGCGCUGGCACAGCAAACAACACAACUUGCCCAGGCUCAGCAAGCACAGGCAAGCAGCACACAACCAGCUGGGGUAGAAAUGACAAAACUGAUUCACCCUAGCAACGUCCCAAAGCCGCAAGUUUGGGAUGGUAAAAGAGAAGGAUGGGAAAAGUUUAAACAUGUGUUCGUAGCAUGGAGUUCCACUGUUCACCCCAAAUACCCUGAAAUGUUGGAAAAGUUUGGGGAAAGUAAGGAUCCCUUGGAUGAUGCUAUGCAAACCCCUGAAGAGGAUUUGUUGGCCAAGGCGAUGUAUACGUUUCUCGUACAGUACUGUCCGGAGCCUACGAUGAAUGUAGUGGGUCAGGGACUGCACACAGCCAAUGGAUUUGAGGUUUGGCGCAGACUGGUCAGACUGUCUGAGCCAUCGUACAGAACCAAGGCAUGGGUUUGGAGAAGACAUUUGAGUAACCCCAAUUUCCCAAAAGACAUAAACAAUUGGAGCACUGCACUCCAUCAGUGGGAAUCAGAACUAAGGGAGUUUGAACGAACCUCCAAGAGUGUUUUCUCAGAAGAGGAAAAGGUCUCGAUCUUAGCGCAUGUAGCACCUCCAGAGCUUCAGCAGAGCAUCUUUAUGCACAGCGACGCGUUGGGCACUUACGCGAAGAUUCGAGACUACAUCGAGCAGUACCUCAUCAACAAGAACGUUUGGAAGAGACCGCAAGGAUCCCAGUUUGGAAUCACUAAGGCGGCAAACAAGGUUGAUGAUGGAGGACCAGCACCCAUGGACAUCGGAGUCAGGUUUGAAGAAGAAAAGGAACCUGAUACCUGGAGAAUGGAGACCAAUGAGGAAGGAGAAUUCGUGGUUCGUGUGCACAACACAGCACGAUUCCAACUAUUCAGCCCAGAGCGAAUGGCUGAUCUUCCUGUUCCAAUCAACCGACUACUACCUGGUCGACUUACCAAGAUCUAUUUCCCCGAAGAUGGAUCGCAUGUGGAAGACCAGAGUUUGUGGACAAGAAAACAGACAUCUGCCAAGAACAUGGGCAGAGAGUGGCUGGGAGAAUCGUGGUUUAGAUUGAAGCCAGAGACUGAAAUUCCUGAAAAGAAGGAUGCAGAGAUUGAAGAAGCAAAGAAAGUUGAAGGAGUACGUGGCCCAGACCAAGACAUGGAUGAGUUCUUUUUGGAUUGGGUGUACGUAGAAGAUCGAGUACAACCAGAUCCAAUUGAUCAAGAUCAAGCCGAACGUGAAGUGUUUCGAGAGCAAAGACAGCUUCAUGAAGAAGAAGAAGUGAAAGAACAAGCACAGGAGGUAGAUGUACCAAAGGCACCGAGUGCACAACAGCGUGAGGAGCACAGACUUCAUCAUGCAAAUUUCGAACCUUGGUGUGAAACUUGCAUCAAAGGACAAGGACGAGAUGCACCUCACAGAAGAAGUAAGGAGGACAAGAAAGAACACAUCAUCUACUCCGACUACAUGUUCUUCAGUGUGGAUGGUGAGAUGGUGAAUAGAAGUGAAGGAAAGAAGCAGAAAGGACUGAUCACAGUGCUGACGGCAAUUUGCAAGGACAGUCAGUAUCCCUUCGCCAUGGUGGUCCCAUCCAAAGGAGGAGGGUACUACUCAAGGGAUGCGUUGGCAGCUUGGAUCAGAGAUCUGGGAUGGAACAAAGUGACAAUACAAAUAGAUCAGGAAAAUUCCAUGAACAAGUUGUUUGACAGAGUGAGGGAUCUCAUGCCGGAAAGAGUAGAGAUUCGGAAAUCACCACGGUAUAGCUCACAGUCUCUUGCAGAUGGAGAAAUGGUGAAUGGACUGAUAGCUGGAAAGAUUCGCACAUGGCUGUGUGAGUUGUCUGAAAGCUAUGCAACGAAAAUUGGAACCGAGCACUACGUGUUCCCAUGGAUCGUGCGUCACAGCGCAUGGACUUUGGCAAGGUUUCAUGUCAACAAGAGCAAGACCACAGCGUUUCGUGUGAUAAAGGGCAGAGACUACGUGGGUGAGUUGAUACCAUUUGGAGAGACAGUGAUGGGAAAAUUUCCAAAGGUGAAAGACAAAUCUGCACCUCGAUGGACAAAAGGAGUCCCAUGGAAUACAGUGUUGGGAAUCGAGAAAACAAAGCCGGAAGCAAUCUCAUCGGAGGUGAAAGCUAUUGUGGCACCAGAAAUCGAAGGACAGGAAACCUAUGAUUUCGAGGACAAAUCGAAACAAGAGAACGAGCCGAUCUUUGAUGACAGACCAGAAGCAAUGGCGAAAGCCAAGGUGGUUCACAUACCACAACCUAUUGUACCACCAUUGCGGAAUGCACCAAGAUCAGCUCCAAGUACACCGAAAGGAGGGAAAGCGCAGAAGAGCACAAAGAAGGAAGACAAAGCACCAGAGAUGCAGGUGGACGAUGAAGGAGAGAGAAUCGAGAUUGAAGAAAAGGAUUCCAAGAAGCCACGACUGGCAGAGGGUACAACCUCUAGUGCCGUACCGGGCGACACCGGAAUGAAUCCAGGACAACCUGAACUGUACCGCAUAGACACACCAACAGAUGACAACACGAGUGCAGCGGGCACAGCAUCUCAGGACAUGGUUUCUGGAGUCAGUAACGGUGAAGUUCCAGAUGCGGAAGAAAUGAGGAAGAAAUACCAUAUGCCAGUAAACAAGGACCAUGUAUGGUUUCAGAGGUGGCUAGAUGAGAGAAAGGAGUACUUCCAGAGUGAAAUGGUGGCAAACAUCAUGGACUACCUGGACCAAAUUGGAGCAGCAGAAGAAGAACAAAAGAAAGCUCGAAAGACGGAGAUCAAGAAGCUGAACGAGGACUUUGGAGCAUUUACACCGAGAGAUGGAAGAUUGAUUCCAAAGGAAAUAACAGUGUUUGGUCAUAAAUGGGUAGAUAAGGUUAGUGAAGGAAUUGCAAAGUCAAGGUUGACAUGUCAGGAUUUCAAACGAAAGGGACAAGAUAGUGACAGAAACACGUCGGAAGCACCAAGCAAUUUUUGUCCGACACCACAUGGAUGUUCCAGAAAACUGUUGGAAGUCUACAGUAUGGCAACAGGACUACCACGAGUGAAAGCAGAUCUCACAUCAGCGUUUCUGAUUGCCAAUGACCAAGGUGACAAGACAGGACAACCUGUGAUGAUGAAACCACCUAAGGAAUGGCUGGAAGACUACGACGAUUGGUAUUUGUUGCAGCCCAAGGAAGUUCAAGAAGAACUCAAGGACGUUCCUAAGGAACAUAUCCUGUGGCAAGUGGAUGGCAACUUGUACGGACGUCAGUCAGCAGCAGCACAGUACAGAGACAGAUUAGAAGAAAUAAUCACUAAAGAGUUACCACCAGAACAAUAUGAGUUUCAGCGAGGAGCAAUCGAUGGAUGUGUGUACAAAUGUGAGAAAACAGGAACAGUGCUGAUUCAUCACAUAGAUGAUUUCGACAUUUGUGGACCCGAGAAAGUUUUGAAUGAUUUGCUGAUGAUUCAAUUUCCAAAGAACGGUUGCAAGCUGAAAAUGGGAGAGAUGGAAUACCCGUUUGUAGGAAGUAAAACAACUUCAGAGUUUCUUGGAAGGACCAAGAUCAAUGUCGAAGAAGCCGUGAUCACGAAACCAACCGCGAAACAUGUAGAGGUGAUACUGAAACAAUUGGGUUUGGAAAAUGCCAAGCCUGGACCAGUGCCAGGAAAGAAACUUGACCUGACACAG